AUGGAGAAAACGAAGUCAGCUCAUCACUACGAAGGUUAUCCAUUUCCGGGCAAGUAUACCGUGCUAUUUAAAUACUUCAAGUUUGAUCCCAAGCUGCGAACGACGAAGCGACAAACGGAUAUACCGUUGGUAAUAGUAAAUCCCAAUCCAGUGACAAAGGAAACCACUCCUGAAGAUGCUUCUAGUGACCGCAGUGAUAAUUUCGAGGAACGCAGUGAACAAUCUGCUGGUCAGCGGGAAGAUGAUAAAGGACAAAAUAAACAAAAAUAUCCUCCAAAAACACCUUGUCCAACCUGUGGAAAAGUGGUAAAGGAUCUCAAGUCACACAUGCUAGUUCAUACUGGCUCGAAGGACUUUCCGUGUAGUUUCUGUGGUAAAAAGUUUACCUACAAAAGUGACCGAGUGUUGCAUGAAAACAUCCACAAAGGCCUGAAACCGUACAAAUGCACCGAAUGUCCCAGUGCAUUUGCCCACAGGAAAUCAUUGCUGACGCACAAGGUUACUCACACAAAAUCCCGCAACUACAGAUGUAAGAUAUGCGGUAAAACUUACGGACAUCUGAUACUGCUGAAUAAGCAUUUAGCAGCUCAUAAGGAUGACCGACGAUUUAAGUGCUUCGUCUGUGAGAGGACAUUUUUAGCGAAACAAGUUCUCCAGAAGCACAUGCUAAUUCACAGUAAUGCCCGUCCCCAUGCAUGCCACCUAUGUUCGAAGCAAUUUCGCAGGCUAGACCAGUUGAACGCGCAUUUGAAAAUUCACGAACGUGAAAGCGACCAGCAAAAGCUAGAUGAGCAUGGAACUAAAGAACAUAGAAUUGUUGUGGCUGAUGAGGAUACCGUCUUCGUUGAUAUUGAUCAAACCGAUAGUCAACCGGGCAGUAGAGCGCUAUCGAUCCCGGAGUACUACCCGCCGCGGCCAGAACUCGAUCCCCUGCAAACUCCGGAAGUUUUCGGUUCGACAAAUCAGCCAUCCUAUGCGGCGGAAGAUAGCUACGGAGAUCAUCUGAACCGGCUGGUCGGUGGGGACAAUUACUCAUUACCGUGGGAUGGAGAUGGCUAUCAGUUCUAGAAAUGGUAACUCCUGUGAUACAACGUA
Sabethes cyaneus is the source of this 1095-nucleotide messenger RNA. Its product is annotated as zinc finger protein 32-like. The coding region runs from base 1 to 1068 and encodes 355 amino acids. Lineage: Eukaryota; Metazoa; Arthropoda; Insecta; Diptera; Culicidae. The record is from RefSeq and is a predicted model, not a curated record. Gene Ontology annotation, molecular function: RNA polymerase II cis-regulatory region sequence-specific DNA binding; DNA-binding transcription factor activity. Gene Ontology annotation, biological process: regulation of transcription by RNA polymerase II. The transcript has 3 exons.